GAUGGAUGAUCGGGGUGGUAGCCUACCCGGCUUGGAGUGUGCAUCGAAAUUUUCUGCUUAUUACUUCAUCGGCAGUCCAUGGGUUCGGACGCGUAAACCAACCGACGCAUACGGUAGAGUACCUAGUUGUAAUAGUUUUAUUCGAUUCACUUAUGUUGCUGCCAGUGAACGUUCCUCGUCGCGAUCUUGCCCAGAUAACGAUCCGUAGAUACUUUGCGUAAGACAACAGUUAUCGUGAGUAAAGCCAUCCCUAACCGCGUCUUAAAUCCGUUGCUAAUUCAAUCUCUUGAACGGUUGAACGGAGGAACUUCAGUUAGGCGACCCCAGGGUGCAUUAACCUCUUAGCUUUGGGUAGUUUCCGUUGCCAGUUUACACAAAGUGCCAUGUUCUUCUAGAAGGAAUCCACAAGUUGCGCAAAACCUUCUCGGUAACGUCGUAAGUGGCUUGUGACAAGUGCCAGAACUUUGAAAUUGGUGGUUUGUUGUGGUGAGCAGCGAGAAGCAAGAAAAAAACUGGAAGUUACGAUCCGGCGUUGAUUUAUAUGCAAGUACCGAACGGAUAUUCGAUGCAGUUUGCGGCCAGACGCUAGCAGCAAGAGUUGAUUGUGCAACAAACUUGGCAGAUUUUUUUUUCAAGAGCAUUAGUGUGACAUCUGGGUCAGUGCGAGUGAGGGUAGAACGGAAAUUCUAGAAGCAAAUCUCGAAGUGUCCUGAGACUGAGGCUGUGAGGUGUCGAAACUGCUGAACGAAAUCUCGAUCGAUUUGGUUGGGUGGAAAGCCGCAAAGGCACUGAACGGGUGUUGUUUAAUUAUGAACAUGAACUCGUCGAUAAGGCUAACAUCGUCGCUAGCAUUGGUCUGCUCAACGAAAGCCAUGCUUAGGGCUAAAAUGGUUAUAGCGCUGCUGAUGCUGUUUGCUGCUGCAGUUCAGGCCAAGGAGAUCGUUAUUAGGAAUAAGGAUUUCCCGCAGCUGAAAGAAAAACCUGAUUGGCUACGAGUCUGCCGGCGAGACAACCCCAACGAAGACAACUGCUUCAAGAAGAUGUUCGAGGAGACGUUUCCAUACAUUGCCAAAGGCAUAUCCGAAAUCGGAGUUCAAUCGUUCGACCCACUGCGGAUAGAGUCCGUACAGGUUUCACGUGGUUCCGGUGCGUUGACACUCAGCGGAGGCUUCAAGAAGCUCAACAUCAAGGGUCCUUCCAAUACGACGGUGAAGCGAGCCAAUCUGGACUUCAAAACGCACGCACUGAACUUUGACCUGGAAAUUCCAAAGCUGAAGAUCGAUGCCAUCUACAAUCUGAAAGGAAACGUGCUUCUGUUGCCGCUGGUGGGCGAUGGCGACGUAACGAUGGUGCUGAAGGACGUUAAAACUUCCGUAGUGACCAAGUUCGGAGUGCGGCCCUUGCCCGAGGACGCGAUCUUUAUCGAGGAGAUGAAAGUCACCUUUCUGGUUGGCGGCAUGCGCAUUCAUCUGGAUAACCUCUUCCAAGGCAACCAGGUCCUAGGGGCGUCGUUGAAUUUGUUCUUGAAUCAGAAUGCCAACGAGGUGAUUGCUGAGCUGCGAACGGAUCUCGAGUACGGGCUGGCAGAUAUCUUCACCGGGCUGUGGAACGAGCUGUUCAACAAGUUGCCACUGAAGCUGUGGAUGGUGUGAUAAUACUAGGUGACUGAACAUAAAAGGUAAUUGAGAGCAAAAGUGAUUGAAUGCUUACAAAGUACGAGAACGUACGUACAAUUUCCGUGUAAAUAUUGACCAUAGUCGAUUGUGAUCUUGAGCCCUAAUGGUUGUAUGUUCUUUUUAUUAUUUAGUUUUAUAAGUGUCAUUUGAAAAGUUUCUCUGUUUUUGGAAGAACUAAAACUACUCUGACGUAUUUGUUGUUAGAACUAGAUUAGCAAAAUUAUUCUGUAAAUAGUAUCUAAUGGUAGAAUAAAUCGUGUAAUUUGUGA
Aedes aegypti (yellow fever mosquito) is the source of this 1945-nucleotide messenger RNA. Its product is annotated as protein takeout. The transcript has 4 exons. The record is from RefSeq and is a predicted model, not a curated record. Lineage: Eukaryota; Metazoa; Arthropoda; Insecta; Diptera; Culicidae. The coding region runs from base 810 to 1652 and encodes 280 amino acids.